Radiomyces spectabilis is the source of this 1626-nucleotide messenger RNA. Its product is annotated as thioredoxin-like protein. Gene Ontology annotation, biological process: protein folding. Lineage: Eukaryota; Fungi; Mucoromycota; Mucoromycetes; Mucorales; Radiomycetaceae. Gene Ontology annotation, cellular component: cytoplasm. The coding region runs from base 499 to 1329 and encodes 276 amino acids. The record is from RefSeq and is a predicted model, not a curated record. The transcript is spliced from 5 exons.
GUUUUAAGUUUGGAAAAUAUCUUAUACAUCGUUCUUAUCUUGUCGGCGAUAUAAGUUGGCAAUUGCUGAUACACUAGGUCCGAUUAAGAGCAAUGGAUAUACUAAGUGUAAAACGCCCCCCCAAAAAGAGUCGUUUUAUGACAGCAUUCUUUUACCGCAAAAUAAGCUACCACACGAAUCAAAAGAUUAUGUAGAAUGCGUCAAAUACAUUGUAGACAAUGAUCUCAUUUUCAGUUUUAGCAGAUGGCAUUAUUUUGCAGUUUAGAUAUGCCCUUGGAACUGUGUAAGCGUUUUUGGCAUGGUUUAUUUUUGGCACCUGCGGUCGGUGGAGGAUAUCAGUUUUUAUCACGCUUUACCCUAUAGACAACGUUCAGCAAUACCCAAUUCUGUCGUUAAAUCUCUCUACAGUAAUUGCUUUCUAUCGUUAGCUUUCAUUGCUGAAUAACUGCCAUGUCCACCAGGAAAUUGAAAUCGGGAGGGUGAAGCGUGACUUUCAACAUGUCAACUUUGGCUGAGCUUAUUUUCACAGAACAGCGAUCUUUCUUUGCUCCUCCUCCCAACUCGGGUUUUAACAAGCUCUAUUUUACAACGAUGGACGAUCCUAACGCUGAUACCGAAUGGAAUGACAUUCUCCGUGCCAAAGGCAUCUUGCCUCCGAAGCAAGAACAGACCAUGAACGAAUUGGAAGACAUGUACGUCAACAGCCUUCGGGAGAAAGAAGAAGAACGCAACAAUUUGGAUAACAAAACCCUCGAUGAACUCGAUGAAUUGGAAGACUUGGAGGACGAUCGUAUCAUCUUGGAGUACAGACAAAAGCGUCUGCAGGAAAUGCAAGCUCAGGGAGCCAAAGAAAAAUAUGGCGAUUUGGUUCAAAUCUCCAAGCCAGACUUUGUUAAAGAAGUCACCGAAGCGAGUAAAGAAUGCCACGUUGUAGUGCAUCUGUUCAAGGAUUCCAUUCCAGCAUGCAAGCUCAUGAAUCAUCAUUUAUCGGCAUUAGCACAGCAGUUUAAAGCCACCAAAUUCCUUAAAAUCGUGGGAGAUCAAUGUAUACCCAAUUAUCCUGACCGCAAUCUCCCAACGCUUUUGAUCUAUGGUGACGGUGACAUCAAAGCCAAUCUUGUCGGCGCUAUUCAGUUUGGUGGAAUGAACAUGACCAUGAAAAGUAUACGCGCGAUUCUGGCUCGUUACGGGGCCGUUCCACCAGAGAAAGGAGAAGACGAUGAUUUUACGGAAAAAAAGAAGUCGAAAUCUAUUUACAGCUCAAAAGCAACUGCUGCAUUAAGCAGUGAUGAAGAAGAUGACGACGAUGAUGAUAGAGGAUAUUACUAGUUUCCUUCAUGCUGCGCUCUUUUUCUUUAAUUUUCCUAAUUACAGCAUCCGAAUAGAUUGAAUGUAGACUUCAUACAAAAUUGUCUUGAGUGUAGAUCAUAAUCGUUAAUGUGUUGGUUAUUUGAGAGAGCUUAGUUAGAAAAGGCUGCCUUUGGGAGAUAACAAACCAGAUCAGUGGGUAAUAUAUGGUAUUGAACACCAGCAGCUUCGGUUAUCGUCACAAGUUGUAUGUUACAUAAACAAUAUGUACGAUUUUUAGCUAGUAUAAACCGCUGUCAUCGUCUUCAGUUAAUCAGA